AUGGAACAUAUUCGGCAGACCUUUGCCCAAUGCCAGGAGGAAGGCCGUCCAGCAUUGGUAACCUAUGUGACGGCCGGAUUUCCCCGUGUGGAGGAAACUCGAGACAUUUUGCUGGGCAUGCAGGCCGGAGGAGCUGACAUUAUCGAACUCGGUCUACCUUUCACUGAUCCCAUUGCGGAUGGCCCGACUAUUCAAAAGUCUAAUUUGAAGGCGCUUGAAAAUGGCGUUACCAUCUCGUCGAUGUUGGGCAUAGUCCGCGACGCCCGCCAGAAUGGGCUCAAGACACCCGUUCUCUUCAUGGGCUAUUACAACCCGAUACUGCACUACGGGGAGUCCAAAUUCCUCGCAGAUUGCAAAGCGGCAGAAGUCAAUGGCUUCAUUAUCGUCGACCUCCCUCUGAAGGAGGCCCUUCGAUUCCGUGAAGGCUGUGCGAAGACGGGUCUCUCUUAUGUCCCUUUGAUCGCACCCUCUACUACGGAGGAUCGUAUGAAGACCCUGUGUCAAAUGGCCGACUCGUUCAUCUACCUCGUCUCUCGCAUGGGCGUGACCGGUGCUACUGGAACCCUCAAUUCGGAACUCCCUGCUCUUAUCAAGCACGUUAAGGAGCUCUCGGGCAAUGUCCCUGUGGCGGUUGGCUUUGGUAUCAGCACACGUGAACAUUUCCUAAGCGUGACCUCUAUCGCCGACGGCGCCGUCAUCGGCAGUCAAGUGAUUACGGUCCUAGGUGAUGCUGCAGGUGGCCACGCCGCGCAAGCAAUCGAAAACUAUUGCUCGCAGAUCACACAGAGAAAAGUCACUCGGGAGACCUCGGUCGCUGCAGCUUACGAAGUGCCGGAGGCGAGUGUGCCUGGCUCGGUUAUUGAGGAAGAGGCAGCUGCUACUACUGAUGGCUCGGGACGAUUUGGCAUUUUCGGCGGCCAGUAUGCUCCGGAGGCUUUGAUCACCUGUCUCGAUGAAUUGAAUGCCGGUUUCCAAGCCGCGCAGAAUGAUCCGACUUUCUGGGCCGAGUUCAAAUCAUACUAUCCCUUCAUGGGUCGUCCAUCCAGCCUGCACCUAGCUGAGCGGCUGACUGAGUACGCGGGGGGAGCGAAUAUUUGGCUGAAGCGCGAGGAUUUGAACCACACAGGGUCUCACAAGAUUAAUAAUGCCUUGGGUCAGAUUCUCAUUGCUCGCCGACUCGGUAAGACUGAGAUCAUCGCGGAGACGGGAGCAGGCCAACACGGUGUCGCCACCGCUACUGUCUGCGCCAAAUUCGGCAUGAAAUGUACUAUUUACAUGGGUGCGGAGGAUGUCCGUCGACAGGCAUUGAAUGUCUUCCGGAUUCGCUUGUUGGGCGCUACCGUUAUCCCCGUCGAGUCGGGAUCGCGUACUCUCCGGGAUGCGGUGAACGAAGCUUUCCGCGCGUGGACAGUUCGCCUAGACACUACUCAUUACAUUGUCGGCUCAGUGAUUGGACCCCACCCCUUCCCGACUAUGGUUCGCACGUUCCAGAGUGUGAUCGGUGAGGAAACCAAGGCCCAGUUGCGGGAUCUAGGCAAGAGUCCCGAUGCCGUGAUCGCUUGUGUGGGAGGUGGCUCGAACGCUUCGGGAAUGUUUUAUCCCUUCUCUGAUGAUUUGUCUGUCCAGCUGGUUGGCGUGGAGGCUAGCGGAGAUGGUCUAGACACGGCGCGUCAUUCAGCCACGCUCAGUGGUGGCUCCGUGGGAGUUCUGCAUGGUGUUAAGACGUAUGUCCUACAGGAUGAACAUGGCCAGAUCUCUAAUACUCAUUCAAUCUCUGCGGGACUGGAUUACCCGGGAGUCGGACCACAGCUGGCGAGUUGGAAGGAGAGCAACCGCGCGACAUUCCUCUCGGCCACCGAUGCACAGGCUCUACAGGGCUUCCGACUGCUGAGCCAGCUUGAAGGCAUUAUCCCCGCAUUAGAGACCUCCCACGCGGUGUGGGGCGCUAUUGAGACGGCCAAGAAGCUCGGACCUAACAAGGAUCUCGUCUUGUGCUUGAGUGGUCGUGGAGAUAAAGACGUGCAGAGUGUAGCCGAUGAGUUGCCUAACCUCGGGCCUCAGAUCGGGUGGGACUUGCGGUUUUGA
Messenger RNA from Penicillium vulpinum, 2085 nucleotides. RefSeq lists its product as uncharacterized. Gene Ontology annotation, cellular component: cytoplasm. The transcript has 3 exons. NCBI's taxonomy places the organism in Eukaryota, Fungi, Ascomycota, Eurotiomycetes, Eurotiales, Aspergillaceae. Gene Ontology annotation, biological process: L-tryptophan biosynthetic process. The coding region runs from base 1 to 2085 and encodes 694 amino acids. The record is from RefSeq and is a predicted model, not a curated record. Gene Ontology annotation, molecular function: tryptophan synthase activity.